AUGGAAACACAUUUCGUUUUGUGGGCUCUAAUCAGUUGUGUGCUUGUUGGUGCAGUUGAAGCCAUGGAUAAUAACAACAAUAUCAACCCUGUUCCUCUUGGCUGGGAGAAAAUGUGUACAUACAGACUAGAUUCAGAGAUUGUGAAGUUGUAUACAGAAACUGCUCCGUCUAGUGGCCAUGUUAUCAGGCUUCAGUGUCAUGUCGCCGGAAAUUCAGAAAUCACGUGGCAUUUUCAGACUCUUCGGGACUGGCUUCGUGGAAUCCCGGGUAUUUCCGUGUUUGUGGAUGUGAGCUGUAGCAAUGGGGGACAUAUCUCGCUGCCUUGGCCGAUGAAAGCCAACGGAGUUGUCGGGGUUCUUGUGUCUGGUUGCAUCUUGAAAGGAAAGUACGCGGAUUUUGGCAACCCGGACAUUUCUCUAAUCCCUGAUCAGCUUCGGGUUUUAGAGAUAAGAAAUUCAGUGUGGCUGAGCGACGGGUCGGGGUAUGAUAUAUUAAGAAGUCCUGCAGGAUUGGCCAACCUCACAUCUGACUAUGACUGUGGACAAGACAGCACCAUUGAGUACCUGGUAACCAACAACGUAUCCGACGCUCUGGAGCUUGACAACGUUAGAGGUAAGCCUUUGACAACAGACAAACAGCCUGUGGGUGGGUUUCGGCUGGAUGUGAACAGUUUUCUGGGUGGACUGGGUGCUUCUAUUUCAGAUGAAUCUCAGACCGAAACCCAUCUACAAAGUCCUUACCGAACAGACGAGUGGAUGGAUGUGGACUUAGAUCGAAGCGAUGAAGAAGACAGUGUGCAUUCUUUAGAGUUUCUCUUUAUCUCCAAUGGCCAGAGGCGUAAAUUAAAUGAUCGAGGGCUGAGCAUCCAACCUGCGAUGGCGCCUCCCAACUCGAACCCUCCUAAAACAAAACUGGCUCCUGAACUCAAAACGACAUCUGCUAGUGAAGAAUUUAAACAGCUGCUACAGAACUUACUGUCCCUGGAUGUCAAAUGCAAUUAUGAAAAACUUCGAAUUUUGGACGAGAGUAAUCCCCAACUGCUUCCCGUUGAUCACUUCACUUUGAUGGUGCAAGGCACCAGGUACCCAGAACUUCGCGUCAUGAACUACUCCAGGGCAGGUAUACGAGAAAUGCCGCAAGAACUUCAAGAUUUCAGGAUGUACUUUCCCAAACUUCAGUACCUGGAUUUAUCUAGAAAUUUCCUCACGAAAAUCCCUCUCACGUCACGAUUUGGAGACGUUUCAGGAAAUUCCCUCACGCUGGAUGUCAGAAACAACCUCAUCAGAAGCUUGUCGGUGGAAGAUCUCCUUCUCUGGGCACAGAACGUGGAUGUUUUUGUAGAUAUCCGUGACAACCCUUUCCACUGCGGCUGUCAAAUGCUGCAGUUUUUGCAGAAAAUCAAAUCGGAAUCUUUCUUUGUUGACAAUCUUCGCCGCUAUAAGUACAUCCGGGAUCUUCAAUGUGCUAGCCCGCCACAUCUAAAGGGUCAGAAAUUAUCGAAUAUCAGCCUGAGCUGUACGACAGCGAUCAGUCUAGCAGCUGUACCAAAAACUUCCGAAUCUUUUUUUGCAGGUUCAAGUACAGCAAAUGCCAUUAUCAUACUAUUUGAGUUUGCCUUUGUGGUGAUAUCUUUCCUUGCAAUGAUCGUGUUUAUCUUUGUAAAUAUUCGUGGCAAAGGUAUGCGGAGGACGCAUGCAGACACGCAUAACUCACUGGCCUUGUUUCAAGCAAAUAACAAAGACUGUAUAAUUAAUGAAGAAGAUAUGUGUACAAAGUUGUAA
This is a messenger RNA of Candidula unifasciata, 1782 nucleotides long. NCBI's taxonomy places the organism in Eukaryota, Metazoa, Mollusca, Gastropoda, Stylommatophora, Geomitridae. The record is from the annotation of a GenBank genome assembly.